CUGAGCGACAGGCGGGGGCUAGAGCGGCAGAGCCACAAGUGGCGGCCGGCCAGCGGCGCGGAGCGGAAGCACGUCAGCGCGCUUCCGGUAGGCGUGGGCGGGGCUUCGCGCUCCUUCCCGGGAUACCUGCGGACGCAUGGCAGCAAACACUCUUGGAGGAACAACGCCCAGAAAACCUGUCUUAUCUGUCAGUGCGAGGAAAAUUAAGGACAAUGCCGCUGAUUGGCAUAAUUUAAUCCUGAAAUGGGAAACCCUUAAUGACACAGGUUUUGCUACCGCAAAUAAAAUUGCCAACCUGAAAAUCAGUUUAUGGAGUGAAGACAAGACAGAGUUACAGAGCAGCAGCCCGGCUUCUAGGGAAGAUGCGGACAAGAGACUUCCAGAAUAUAGCAAGGAGCUGGAGGCGCUGUGUGAGGAGCUGCCAGACCACCUACGAUGCUUUGGUGAGAUCCAGAGCCCCUGGCCACCUGUGCUCACAGUCACCGAGGCCCAGGGGUGUACUUGGGGCUCCCUCAGUGCUCUGCAGGCCAAAAUCCAGAUGAAAAUGGAAAAGCUGUCUUCGACCACCAAGGGGGUUUGUGAGCUAGAGGACUACCAUUACAGGGACGGGAGGCAUCGCCCUCCCCUGUUUCACACGUGGCCCACAGCCUAUUUCUAUGAGGUUUCCCGAAAGCUCUCCGACAUGUACCAGAAGGAGCUUCUCCUGAAGCGCACAGUCAUUGAGGAGCUGGCUCACACCAUGGACCACGACCUCACCCUGAGCUACUUGUCCAUGUGGCUGCACCAGCCCUACGUGGAGACCAACAGCAAGCUACUUCUGGAAAGCAUGCUGCUCGAAACGGGGCACCGAGCCCUGUGACCUCCCAGCUCUGGGCCACUGGCUACUUCUGUGGCUCCCAUGGUGGUCCUGUAAGACCCGGGGCUGGGGCAUGGCCACCCGCCGACCUUGGCACCUUCCAGGCUGGGUCACUUCAGCAGCUCCCUGUCGCCUCUCCAGACGGCGUGCUGCUGGGAGUGUCUGCCAUGCAACGUCAUGGGCGCCUAUCAUGAAUCUGUCACCCAAAAGGACUUCUACGUGAAAUAAAUGAGCACUCAACAGAA
Molecule: messenger RNA, 1101 nt
Organism: Canis lupus familiaris (dog)
Lineage: Eukaryota; Metazoa; Chordata; Mammalia; Carnivora; Canidae
Gene: CINP
Product: cyclin dependent kinase 2 interacting protein
Exons: 5
Coding region: 137-859 (240 amino acids)
Source: RefSeq, a predicted model, not a curated record